UUACAAAUUUACAUAAAACAUGAACAAAAAGGAGAGAAUAAAUAAAUUCUAGGGUUUGAUCUUUUUUGUUCUACCCUUUCCUUCCCCAGAGUCUCUUACUGUAAUUUCUCUUACCUCUGAACCAAACAAACCAUAUUAGAAAGAAAACGCACAUUUAAUUUUCCUGAGAAACGAACGCUCCCAUAUAUUAUUAUCUGGGUGUCUUUCAUUUUUCUCUGUUGACCCCGAAAGUGGAGUUCUUUCAAAUGGACCCAGAUGAUGAAGGAGGCACUUCUGAUCUUAGCACAAGCGCUGGUGACGUUAAAGAAGAUAAUAUCAACAGAAAUAACAAUUACACCGAUAAUGGGGUCUCAAAGAUAUCUACAAUUGAUGAAACGGAGGCGUUUCAGCUUAUGCCGUUGAAGGAAGAGCCUAUUGAUUCCGACCCACCAUCUGACCCGGACCGUAGAACCCACCCACAUGGCCCACAACACCCUCCGCCGCAGCCGUCGGCUAUUGGGGUAGUCCCGAUGGCUAUGCAGAUGCCAAUGUCAAUUCCCAUGCCUAUGCCGGUGACUACAAGUAGACGUUCAUCCACCAAGGAUCGGCAUACAAAAGUCGAAGGCCGUGGCCGUAGGAUCCGAAUACCCGCUACUUGUGCUGCACGGAUUUUCCAGCUGACCCGUGAACUAGGCCACAAAUCAGACGGUGAAACCGUUAGGUGGCUUCUUGAACACGCGGAACAAGCCAUUAUUGAAGCCACCGGUACUGGAACUGUCCCCGCCAUCGCCGUUUCUGUUGGUGGGACCCUUAAAAUCCCUACAAGCACUAACGAUAGCAACAAUUCAUUAACAGAAACAACAAAGAAACGGAAACGGCCUUCAAACUCAGAGUUCUGCGAUAUAAGCGAAGUGACAGUCCCUGUUACACAAAGCUCCGGUCUCGCGCCAGUAACGCCGGCAACUCCAAUCGCCGCGACUGCAACCCCUCAAGGAUUAGUACCCGUAUGGGCCGUAAGCAGCGGAGGUAUGAUGGUACCCGCAAACGCUUUUUGGAUGAUUCCCCAAGCAGCUACACCAGCCGGAACUUCCGCAUUUGCGGCGGCGGCGGCUGGUGUUUCUGGGCCGUCGACUCAUCAGCAACAGCCUCAAAUAUGGGCAUUAUCACCGUCAAUAGCGCCGGUUUUCAACGUAGCAGCAGCAAGACCGAUAUCGUCCUUUGUGGCGGCAGCAGCCACAAAUGGUAAUAAUAAUCAAACAACGGGAGUUAACAUAGUGAAUAUACCGAGUGGCGUGGAGGUUAGGGCACCGCCAACGGUUGUGACAAGCACAAGUAUCGGAGCAAAGGUGGCGAAGAAAUCAACUAUGGCGCCAAGUGUAAGUUCUACUAACACUGGUAGUGGUAGCAGCGGGAAUAUCGGAGGAAAAGCUCAGAUGCUAAGGGAUUUUUCUUUAGAAAUAUACGAUAAGCAAGAAUUGCAGUUGAUGGGUCGCUCUGCUAGUAAUCAACAACACCAAGGUUCAAAAUCAUGAGAAAAAAAAAUAAUUAUAAUGAUAAUUAAUAAUAAUAAUCAGUGACUAUUGCAAACCCAUUUUUAGUUUUUUUUAAUUUUAUUUUUUGGGUUGUGAUCUGAUCUGUGUCUUUGACUGGAUAAUUCAGUGUUGUAGAAAUUGUUGGUCUAACUUUGUUGUUUCUUCU
This is a messenger RNA of Jatropha curcas, 1677 nucleotides long. Its product is annotated as transcription factor TCP9. Lineage: Eukaryota; Viridiplantae; Streptophyta; Magnoliopsida; Malpighiales; Euphorbiaceae. Gene Ontology annotation, cellular component: nucleus. The record is from RefSeq and is a predicted model, not a curated record. Gene Ontology annotation, molecular function: DNA-binding transcription factor activity; sequence-specific DNA binding.